UGAACUGGUUGAACGUGUUUAUUUGAUACUUGUCGUUUCUGUCUCGUUCGGUGCUCUUCUCUCCCUAUUUGUCACUGAAAUCUCAAUCACACACUCCAAUAAUCUCUUCUCUUCCCCGUACAACUUUCAUGGCUUCUCUCAACCUUCUUCCUUCUCUAUCAAUUUCUUCUCAUUCCUUUGCUAGGCCGAAGGGUUUCAUUCCCCGCAGCAACCUCCAACUUCUCACUCCAAAGGCUUCUCAGAAGCCCACCCUUGUCGUCAAAUCUGCUGAGGGUGAGGCCUAUGUCGCUGACUCUCCUUCAGCUUCUUCUGGCUAUGCCUCUGAUUCUUUGAAGCUCAAUCUGCUGAAUGCUGUUUCUGGGCUAAAUAGAGGUCUUGCUGCAAAUGAAGAUGAUCUACGAAAGGCUGAUGAUGCUGCUAAGGAACUUGAAGCUGCUGGAGGGCUUGUAGAUCUCUCAGUUGAUAUUGAUAGGUUGCAAGGAAGAUGGAAGCUGAUAUAUAGCAGUGCAUUCUCAUCUCGUACUCUAGGUGGGAGCCGUCCUGGACCUCCUUUGGGAACAUUCCUUCCUAUAACUCUUGGACAGGUUUUUCAACGAAUUGACAUCUUAAGCAAAGAUUUUGAUAAUAUAGUGGAUCUUCGAUUGGGUGCUCCAUGGCCCCUACCACCUCUCGAAUUAACAGCCACAUUAGCUCACAAAUUUGAACUCAUAGGAUCUUCAAAGAUCAAGAUAGUAUUUGAAAAAACCACUGUGAAGACAGCUGGGAAUUUGUCACAGUUGCCACCGUUAGAGGUGCCUCGAAUUCCAGAUGCAUUAAGGCCUCCAUCUAAUACAGGAAGUGGAGAAUUUGAAAUUACUUAUCUUGACAAUGAUACCCGCAUCACAAGAGGAGAUAGAGGCGAGCUAAGGGUCUUUGUGAUUUCUUGAGCUCCUGGCGCACUUACUAUGUGUUUUCUCUGUUGGACUUGAAAAUCUUCCAACACCUGUGUCUGUCAUCUUUUUGUCUUUUUUUUUUUCCUGACAGUGUUUGUAUAUGCUAUUCAAUAUUGUAAACAUGGAUUUACAGAUAGAGCUAAACCCCACUAUGUAGCUCCAAGGGAUCAAGGAAUUUUUUUUUAAAUGUAACAUAUUUAUCUUUAAGGAAUAAUUGCUUAUAGUUCACUAGAUAUAGAAACUUGAAUACACACUCUAUUCUCUUUGAUGUAGGGCGUUUUUCUUUUCCCUCUAAUGUUUUAUCAUAUUUCCUAUUUUUGUUCUCCAUUAUGAAAAUCCUUUAUGGCAAUCAAAUUCAAAUCCAUUCUUUUGCCACUUAAAGUUUUAAAGAAAAUAAAUUUUAGAGGUUGUGCAUUAACUAUAAUCCUCCUAGUCCUGUAUUAUGACUUGAAGAUACCUGAUGUCUUCAUACUUAUGUAACUUUAUUCCUGAUAUUGCCUCAAGCCCAGACAGGAUGGAUGAUCAUUCGGUGUCACUUUUUGGGGUUUCUGCAAUUGGUUGCUAAGAUACAACAUUGGUAGCUUCUCUCCUUGCCCCCUCAUUUUAUUCCUCUCAGUCUUUGUAAUUGUAAGCAAUGAAAUUUAGCAACAGUUAUUUUAAAAUUACAAAUACUUUAUUUGAGCACGGAAUUUUUUUUAUAAUUUCGUGCAUAUAUUUUAGGGAGAUUUUUAUAGCAUUGCUUUUUUUGUUUAUGUAUAUAUAAUUGAGAAAUGCAUGCCUCUAAAUACACUUAAUUAUAGACGCAAUAAUUUCUCAACUCUCAUGUUUCGUAGGAUGUUGCAUGUUGGUUUCCCUUGGAAUACAGUAUUCUAAGAUAAUGUUAAUCAAACUUUAGCAUUUUAAAUUCAUGAGGAUAAAAGUUCCUACGAGUUUUCAGAUUCUCUCAUAAGAAGUGCAAUGUAAGAGUGAUCAAUAUGUCAGCACCGAAGCAGGAAUGCAUUUAUGAUGGUCAGAACUUAAGAUUUUGCAAAACGUUUAUUAUCCCUUGCUUGUUUAUGGUAUGUGAAGGUACAUUAGUUUGUCUUCUAUUGCUUGCUUGCUGUUUUCUGCAUCACAUAUGAAAAAAUUGUAAAUAGGAGAAAAUAGUCAAAUAUUGUUGUAUUGAAUAACUAUGGUAAUUGUGGUUCAUGUGAAGCAUUUCUAUUUUGAAAUCCAUGCAGAUCUUGCUGUCCUAACAAGUAACAACUCUCAGGAUGGCAGAAGCUUAAUCUUUGGAAGACAUCAAUAGCAAAUUGCAAAUAAGUGAGAAAGCUACAUCUUCAUUCUAGUCUACUGUGCUGUUAGUAGGUCUUACCCAGACCUAUCUCCAAGAGCCCUGAAUGUCAACAGGCUGAACAUCAGGUAGGUGAGAGACCUGAGCAAAUGAUACUAAAACUUUAACAAGAAAAUGUACUAACGACUCCUUGGACUAUAAGCAUAAAGCUUCAAUGGCAGUAUUGGCGAUAGAGUUAUUCCAGUUACAGUGAUUCUGUGAACUGAUCCUCAAUGAAAAGUAAAACAUAGAAGCACUUGGUAGCAUGAUCUAUAUUGUAUUUGAAAGACAGUGGUUUGUAGAUCCACCAACUGACUACAGUGGAUGACACACCACUUUAUUUCCAUUCACUGAUAUGCAACCCAUGCAGACUACUUUGUGAAGCUGGAAAAGAAAACAAAAAUAUGGUUUCACUUUACCAUCUAUAUGUAUGCGUUACUAAUGAGUUGCUUUUUGUUAUGGAGAAAUAUAGGUGUUGGAUGUGGAUUUAGUUUCUUCUCCUCUACUUACUACAAAAGAAUAAUGAGUUAUAGUCUUCUCAUAUUUUAUUGAUAUGACAAAAUGAGAACCAUGAUAGCAUCUGCUGAAACCCAUCUUGUAUAAAUAGCAUCUGCUGAGGAGAAUCUCUAUCCCAGAAUCUCAGCACCGAUUACUGGCAUGUGUGACUUCAGUUGAAAUAUGCAGGGGUUUCCCAAGUUUGGUUUUUAAUAGCUUAUAAGAGGUUGGAUUCGAUGAUGAAAGUUCGUUUAAUGUUUUAUUGACAACUUCAUCAAUUUUAAGACGCCUAGCAAUUAGCAUUACUUAAUUAACUCUAAUUAAUUGAAUCUUUUUUAUUAUAAUAUGUUACUUG
Molecule: messenger RNA, 3094 nt
Organism: Abrus precatorius (Indian licorice)
Lineage: Eukaryota; Viridiplantae; Streptophyta; Magnoliopsida; Fabales; Fabaceae
Product: plastid-lipid-associated protein 6, chloroplastic
Exons: 4
Coding region: 129-926 (265 amino acids)
Source: RefSeq, a predicted model, not a curated record